AUGUUGAUCGAUAAGUUCACGGUGGAGAGCGCGACGGUGCGGACGAUCGAGGACGGGGCGACGGGGAUCGAGUACGUGGAGAGCGAGCACGCGUACGCGAGCACGAGGGUGGAGCGAAGGACGUCGACGAGCGUUGAGGGGAAGGAAUGCUUCGCGCUCGUGCCGGAGACGAAGAAUUUUACGAUUCGGACGCGGACGAGCGUGCCGAAGGUUGGGAUCAUGCUCGUUGGGUGGGGCGGGAAUAACGGAUCGACGCUCACGGCGGGUAUGCUGGCGAAUAAGCACGACGUGACGUGGAAUACGAAGGAUGGGGUGCGGAAGCCUAAUUAUUACGGCUCACUCACGCAGAGUGGGACGUGCCGAGUUGGACAUCUCGAAGGCGAGGAGGUUUACGUGCCGUUUAAGUCGUUGAUGCCGCUAGCGAAUCCGAACGACGUCAUCGUCGACGGAUGGGACAUCAACGACGCGAAUUUGGCGGACGCGAUGGAGCGAGCCAAAGUUUUAGACUUCGAUUUACAAAGGCAGCUCCGACCCCGUAUGGAGGGGAUGAGGCCGCGAGCGAGUGUCUUUGAUCCGAAAUUCGUCGCGAGGAAUCAGUUGUCUCGCGCAAACAAUGUCAUCGGCGGGUCAAAGACGGAGCAGAUGGCGCAGAUUCGCGCUGACAUUCGCGAUUUCAAGGAAAAGAAUGGAAUCGAUAGUGUAGUCGUGUUGUGGACGGCGAACACGGAGCGUUACUCGGAAACGCGCGAGGGCGUGCACGACACAGAAGAAAACUUGCGAAACGCCAUCAAAACGGGCGAGGAAGAGAUUUCGCCAAGUACCUUGUUCGCCUUGGCGUGCAUAGACGAGCACACACCGUUCAUUAACGGAAGUCCACAGAACACGUUCGUGCCAGGCGUCGUGCAAGCGGCGGUUCGCCUGAACUCGAUCAUCGGUGGAGAUGAUUUCAAGACUGGUCAAACGAAGAUGAAGUCGGUGUUGGUCGACUACCUCAUCGGCGCUGGCUUAAAGCCGACAUCCAUCGUGAGCUACAAUCACUUAGGUAACAACGAUGGUUUGAACCUGAGUGCGCCGCAGACUUUCCGAUCCAAGGAAAUCUCUAAGGCGAACGUGGUUUCAGACAUGGUGGCGAGUAAUCCGCUGCUUUACGACGAGGGCGAGGAGCCCGAUCACACCGUCGUGAUCAAGUACGUCCCGAAUGUCGGCGAUAGCAAGCGAGCGAUGGAUGAGUACACCAGCGCAAUUUUCAUGAACGGCGAAAACACGAUCGUCAUGCACAACACGUGCGAGGACUCCUUGCUCGCGGCGCCGCUCAUCCUUGACUUGUGUCUUGUGGCCGAACUCUUGACGCGCGUCGAAGUCAAGUGCGAAGGCGAACAGUUUCACAGCAUUCACCCCAUCGCGGUGUUGCUCUCGUAUUGGAGCAAGGCCCCGCUCGUGCCAAACGGUAUGCCCAUCGUGAACGCUCUCGCGAAGCAACGCGCCAUGCUGGAAAAUUUCUUCCGCGCCGCCGUCGGUCUCGCGCCCGAGAACAACAUGUUGCUCGAGUAUUUCGCGGUGACGGGUCAACAGUCCCCCGCAUCCGCGUAG
Messenger RNA from Ostreococcus lucimarinus CCE9901, 1590 nucleotides. RefSeq lists its product with no specific name. The coding region runs from base 1 to 1590 and encodes 529 amino acids. Gene Ontology annotation, cellular component: cytoplasm. Lineage: Eukaryota; Viridiplantae; Chlorophyta; Mamiellophyceae; Mamiellales; Bathycoccaceae. Gene Ontology annotation, biological process: inositol biosynthetic process; phospholipid biosynthetic process. The record is from RefSeq and is a predicted model, not a curated record. The transcript has a single exon. Gene Ontology annotation, molecular function: inositol-3-phosphate synthase activity.